Messenger RNA from Ilex paraguariensis (yerba mate), 396 nucleotides. The record is from the annotation of a GenBank genome assembly. Lineage: Eukaryota; Viridiplantae; Streptophyta; Magnoliopsida; Aquifoliales; Aquifoliaceae.
AUGAAUGGAUAUAUGUAUAUUUCUGACAAACCUGUGUGUCUCCCGGAGAUCUAUUCACCAAUGGUUGACAUGGAGAUGAUAACAAAGAAUGAAGUCCUAUCGGUUCUUUAUAAAUAUCCUUCUUUUCAUCCCCACAUCACAAGACCACCAAUAGGGGUGAAGAUACCUAGGAAGUCUGUCAGCCAGCAAGACAUCCUACCUCCACCUGUUUUGUGGCAUGAGAAGUCAGCCAAUAUUGGAUGCUUUUUGCCUGAAAGGAGAAACCUUGGAAAACGGAAAUGGGGAAAAAGUUGGGAUGGCCCAGAUAACACGAUGAAGCAACAGAAGAGUCGCAUAGGUGGCAAACGUAGAAUUAAAAGGAGGAAAAAAAAUGGUGGCCAAAAUAAAAAAGCGUAG